AUGGGGAGGAGAACUGUAGGUAAACAAUACAGUUCUCCUUCUUGUCAGCUCGUGCACACUGCUUUGGACGGCUGUGCACAGAGAGAAAUACACAGCAGCUUGUCUCUCUAGUAAAACACACACACAGCACACAUGUUGUAAAACACAGUACAGCACACAGUUAACCCUUUGAUUGCCCCAGAUGUUAAUUCCUUCUUGCCCAGUGUUCCUAGUACAGUGUCAGUGCUUUAUAUUAGCACUGAUCACAAUAUUAGUGUCACUGGGGAUGUCAGUGGCAGUUUGUCAGUUCCCCCCCAGUGUCCGAAUGCCCACUACAAGCCCACAGUCCCUCUAUGAGUUGCUGAAUGCCGCCAUGAUUAUUAGUAUAAAAAAA
Staurois parvus is the source of this 373-nucleotide messenger RNA. The record is from the annotation of a GenBank genome assembly. Lineage: Eukaryota; Metazoa; Chordata; Amphibia; Anura; Ranidae.